Messenger RNA from Papilio xuthus (Asian swallowtail), 1570 nucleotides. RefSeq lists its product as uncharacterized. Bases 186 to 1406 code for a protein of 406 amino acids. Lineage: Eukaryota; Metazoa; Arthropoda; Insecta; Lepidoptera; Papilionidae. The transcript is spliced from 5 exons. The record is from RefSeq and is a predicted model, not a curated record.
UAGGCUCUAAUUCAACCCUGCUUUAAAGUAUACGAAAUGUACUUCUUCAUAAGGUUGUGUUUUUUAUAUCGUGAAACAGUUGGAACACGUGUUAUGUUAUCUUCAUAAUAUGAUUAUAUCUUUGCUGUAGUGCACGUCAAUUGUCAUUUAUUUGUCAUUACAAGAAGAUUUAAUGCACAACAAUAAUGAAUACUUUAAGAAAAAUAGAGCAAAUCAUUGAAUUGUGUCUUGUACCAAAACUUAACAAGAACUAUGAUGAAUGCAAAAAUCAUUCAGAAUUUGGAAUACGCAAUAAAAACUUAGAUAAAAACUUUUACCUACUCCAAAAACAACUGGAGGCUAUUAAUUUCAGGAACUGUAAUAAUCCCGAAUCAGUUAUAUCACAACUAUUGAUAUUGUAUUUUGAGCUAUCAAGUAAAAACACAUGGGACGAAGCAAAUUGUUUGAAGUGCUCUGAAAAAUUAAAUUCCUAUUUUCAAACAUUCUAUGAAAUAAAUCUUUCUAAUGUAAUAUUUCAAAAUGCUGUAUUUAACCAUCAAGAAAUUUUUGACAAAUGUUUCGAAAAUUUACACAAGAAAUUGUCUCCGGCUGAAUUCAAAAAGUAUCCAACUCAAAUUGAUGUAUAUCUUAGACUGAUCAAAAAUAUUAAAAGAUACAAUGUGACUAUAGUUCCCUCAAAAAUACUACCAACAUCUCUUAAUCUAAUAGAUGACUAUAUAAUAGAGAAUAAGUUGAACGGAUUGAAGUCUUGUCUUUCCAUAUUGCAGUGCUUGAAUAAUGAUGCAUUUGAGCAGGGAAAUUACUUUGAAGUAGUAUAUAUAAGUCUCAGGAAACUUAUAACAGAAAAAGACAAUGAAGCAACAAAAUUGGUUUUUGAAUGUUUAUUAGCAUUGUAUAAUAUUCUACCAGCUGAUAGUAAGAAACAAAAACUAGAUGAAAUGUACAACGCAGUCCUGGACCAACUUAUUAUUGAAUCUAAUUUGUACAGAAAAGCUGAAUGUCUAAAGUUUACAAAGACUAUAAUAUCAAUUCACAAAAUACACUGUUGCAGUAGAAUAAUAUUUUUUGCCAUAAUUUCCGAUAACUUAGAUUUGUGCUGUAAUGAAGCUGUAAGUGAAGUAUUGCUGGAAACCGUGUUAGAGACUUUAAAAGAAUGGAUAAAAUAUUGUUGGUGUGUAUGGAAAUUUUCUGUGGGACAUAAAAUUCUUUCCAAUCUUUUUAAAGUAUUAUAUUGUUGUAAAGAUGAACAGUUAGUACCAGAGAUGCAUAAUAUAAUUGUGACAUUAAUAAAAUUGUGUGAUGAUGCAGAGAAAAAGAGCAUUAUAAAUAAUUUGGAAAUUGUUGAUUGCACUAUUAAAAAUGAUUUUAUAAACAGGAUAAAUGCAAUAAAAUGUGAUGUAAAAUAAAAGAUUCUUUAUUUUUAAGAAGAAGAAUGUUAUGUAAGAAAAUAUAACUCUCCAGUAACAAAUGCUUAGUGUUAUCAUAAAAUAACAGUCCUGUUUUGCAAAUCAUUCAAUUUCAAUAAACAAAUAUAUAACAGUAUAAUUAUUACAAGAAAUAAAACAUUUAU